CAACACCAAGCCUCCCGGCAAUGACACAAUAAAGAUGCCUCCACUCGUCCGUCGCCGGCCGCUCAUCGAGCGCCUCAAAGCCUGGCUCGACCCACUGGACCUGCUGCUGUGGCUGGCGGAGGAGCUGAAUGAUGAUGCAUAUGAGCACUGGCUGCAGCUGUGGUCGACUCCCAUCGGCCUGGCACUGAACAUCGUCUUCAUUCUGGCCACGGGCGCGAGCAGAAGAGCAAGAGGCAGGGGCAGUGAUGAUGUGUUUGGCGACGAGUACAGGAGUGGGACGGGAUGGUUUGCCUGGCUGGCUUCUUUCCUUGUCUAUGUUCUGGUGCUUCUCAGCAUCUCGAACGCUCUAUUCACAUUCUGGAGACGACGAUCGUAUCGCCUCUUCGAGCAGUCAGUCGACGUCCCACCACCAACCCCAUCAGCCCAUCGAGUAAAGGUGGACAGCUCGCCCAUGUCUUCUUCACCACUGCGAUACAUGCAGGCGGUAUUGACUUCAGCCACGGCCUCCUCCAGAGCCUACCCUGAUCCCGAACGCGAGGUCUGGGAGCUCAACCUGUGGGAUCCCAAGCCAUUCAACCUCAACAUAUUCACCCUGUUCUCUCCUGGACACAUCGUCAUCUACAGUCUCCUCCUACCGCCCACAGCUUCGGACCCACGGCCUUCUGUCACAGUUUUUACGGCAAUGGCGUUCAGUGCACUGCUCUCGGCACAGUUGUGGAUGCUCAAGGCAUCUUUCAGCCAGCAAGCAAAGGACUCUGCGCUCAUUCAUGGUGAGGUCAUGAACGAAUACGACACCAAAUAUGUGCAUCCAAACCUCAUACGUCCGAUGCGAGAUGUUGGUAUACAGACUCGCGUAGCUGGCAACACCUCUCGAACUAAUCACACACGCGAAAUCGAUGUCUAUACACCCACCACCAUCAUCAAGCGUGGCUUCAGGACACAUCCGAAUCCGAAUUAUGCUCGAGAGUACGACCCAUAUGGUCUAGCUUCACGCCCGGAGGAUUCGAAACGUAACCCCGGGUUUCCGGAUACACCCACCAACGGCUACGUCAACAGAACCACGCAGUCAUACUCGCGACCGAGCACAGCAUUGACUGACUUCUCGUCCCCUCUCAAGCCGCAUCACGAGCGACUGCGCGAGCGGAGUCCGAUCAAAGGUGACGGAGGAAGCAUGGGGGUGUAUAGCCAUGCCGCAAGUCCCCUCAGGAAGGCUGCUAGCAGCAACCAUUUGAAACCAUUGGCAGGCGACCUCAGAAGGACAACACUUGGGAGCCCCCUGAAUCGUAGGAGCGCCUCUGGUCCUGGCGGUGCAGACCCGCUCGAUCUUGCUCGACGUAGAGACACUGGCAGAUUCUGAGUACUUCUGAUAAAGCAAGCUAGCCUUCGAGAGCGCGUAUACCACUUUAGCUGUU
Molecule: messenger RNA, 1412 nt
Organism: Sphaerulina musiva SO2202
Lineage: Eukaryota; Fungi; Ascomycota; Dothideomycetes; Mycosphaerellales; Mycosphaerellaceae
Exons: 2
Coding region: 35-1357 (440 amino acids)
Biological process (GO): maintenance of rDNA; regulation of exit from mitosis
Source: RefSeq, a predicted model, not a curated record